Priapulus caudatus is the source of this 2586-nucleotide messenger RNA. RefSeq names its product excitatory amino acid transporter-like. Gene Ontology annotation, cellular component: plasma membrane. Gene Ontology annotation, biological process: L-glutamate transmembrane transport. The record is from RefSeq and is a predicted model, not a curated record. The transcript is spliced from 9 exons. Gene Ontology annotation, molecular function: L-glutamate transmembrane transporter activity; glutamate:sodium symporter activity; neutral L-amino acid transmembrane transporter activity. Bases 552 to 1892 code for a protein of 446 amino acids. Lineage: Eukaryota; Metazoa; Priapulida; Priapulimorpha; Priapulimorphida; Priapulidae.
UCUUCUCAUCAUUUCUGUUGAGUGUGUCAUAUACUGUCGUAUUUCUAGCACUGUUCGGUUCUUGUUUUGCGCGGUAUUUAAGCUAUUCAGCUUGGCUGCGGUUCGGCUCGUUUACAUUAUGUUUUAGUCAUGUGACUCGCGGGUUUCCUUGUCGCGGUAUAAAAGCGUCUGUUGUGCGUGGCGCGGGCCCUUUGCUGCUUGAGCUGUAUUUAUACGUUCGCGUGCGCUCGCGCAUUUCUUCCACGAUGCACCAUACAUUGACUGGUGUUUGAUAGAAGUGAUGCUUGCUCUUCAUCUUGAUUUCUACCGUCGAUGAAACCGAGAAAACGAUCACCAAUUAGAGGAGAACAUUCUCUACAGCCACUAUCGCCGUGUUUAAAACUUAACACCUGCCUGUAUCGCUGUUACACGUGUGGGAUGGACCGGUUUCUAACUGCGCCUGAACCGAGUAUACGCUAUUGCGACGAGGAGCAGCACUAGUUGAGAAGUCGUGUUACGGAGAAGUAAAUAAUCAGCCAGAUAUAUUUUGAUUCAGUUGGUGUCAGUCCGCGAUGGAGGAAUUUAAGGCUGGAGCCAAUGAGAUUCGCUACACGGCGCCCGUUCACGCCAGGGUAAAAGGCUGCUGCGCUGCAUGUGCAAAAUGGCAACGCGACAACCUAUUGCUCAUGAUGACGAUAGGGGGCGUUGUGCUCGGCGUCCUGCUGGGAUCGCUGCUGCGCUUCGCAGAGCCAAGUGCGGAGGCGAUCAUGCUGCUGUCGUUUCCUGGUGACAUUCUGAUGCGCAUGCUGAAGAUGAUGAUACUUCCGCUCAUCAUUUCCUCUCUUAUCUCAGGUCUCGCACAGUUGGACGCUCGCUCGUCCGGCAGGAUGGGAUCGCGAGCGCUGCUCUACUACCUGACGACGACGGUGAUUGCCGUCAUCAUCGGCAUCAUCAUGGUGUGCAGUAUCCACCCAGGUAACGUCAACAUCAAACGCAACAUCGGCGAGGGUACCGAGGCCAAGAAGGUGUCGGCCGUCGAUGCAUUCCUCGACCUCAUCAGGUAUUCGCCGUUCGGUAUCAUGUUUCUGAUUGCCGGAAAGAUCUUGGAGAUCGAGAGCAUGGCGGAGACUGCCAAGCAGCUGGGACUUUAUAUGGUCACGGUCAUUUCCGGUCUGAUGAUUCACGCUCUGAUCGUGCUUCCGCUGCUGUUUUUCCUCAUCACGCGAAACAACCCGCUGUCCUUCUGCAAGGGCAUGCUGCAGGCCUGGAUCACGGCCCUGGGUACGGCAUCAAGUUCUGCAACUCUGCCGAUCACAUUUCGCUGUCUCGAAGAGAACAACCACGUGGAUAAACGUGUGACACGUUUCGUGCUGCCCAUUGGGGCCACCGUGAACAUGGAUGGUACCGCUCUCUACGAAGCCGUGGCGGCCAUCUUUAUUGCACAGAUGAAUGGAGUCAAUCUGUCGAUUGGCGAAAUAAUCACUGUCAGUCUGACGGCUACUGCAGCUUCUAUUGGCGCCGCCAGCAUUCCUAGCGCUGGACUGGUCACCAUGCUGCUGGUACUGACCGCCGUAGGACUACCUACACAGGACGUCAGCCUUAUCGUGGCCGUGGACUGGUUAUUGGACCGCAUUCGGACGUCGAUCAACGUGCUAGGUGAUGCGUACGGGGCUGGCAUCGUCUAUCACCUCUCCAAAGCGGAGCUGGCAAAACUGGAUGCCGAGCAUGGAGCAGUAGCAGCAGCAGCAGCAGCCGAAUACGCCCCCGACCACCAUUAUCACCUUAGCAACGCAACACAUUACUAUGGCGACGCAGUUGUCGACGAGAUGAAACCGCUGAGCAAAGCAAACAGCACGAACGCCACCGGCGCCGUCUGCACGGCAACCCCGGAGGACAGCGAGACUCCGAUAUAGAGGGCGCCCCGACGCUGAGGGAACUCGGAUGGUUUACUCGUUAGGGGGAGCGGCGAGCGGAUAGAUGGUGUAUGCAGGCCAGGCGCACUGCUAAUUCAAUCAACGUGAUGCUGCCUCAGGAUGCUGCCUGGCUCAUCAUGGAUGCUGCCUGGUCGCAUGUCCCAUAGUCACGUUUCGUAGUCGCUCGGCUAUAUAUAUAGCUACCAACAUGGCGGCUUGAUAUGAUGAUGUUCGCUGAGUGGUCGGAAGGGUGGUGAUCAGUGAUUAUCUGCAGAGCACGGAGAUCAUGAAGCCCACACCGCAUGUUGAUCUCAAUUAUUGGAAUUUGUUUGUGUGCACGAUCACCUAAGCAAUGUACAUAAUACUAUGUAUGUAUGUAGAUAGGUUUACCUGCGCGCGCUCACGCAGCCGCACACGAGCAAACAUGCACAUGCACAUUUGCCCGCGUAAACAUGCACACGUACACGUGAAUAAAUACGUGUACAUAGGCCUACUAUAUAUCCUGAGAAUAUAAGCCACUCUAACAACUGCGUAUUAUAUUAUCCUGAUAUAUAUAUAUAUAUAUAUAUAUAUAUAUAUACCUAUAUGUAUAUGUAUAUAAUAUAGGCCUAUAUAUAUACGAGUAUAUUAUACUCGUGUAUACGCACAUACGUGAUUAAUAUACGCAUAAUUAUACGUUUAUAUAGACAUAUAC